Neogale vison (American mink) is the source of this 2656-nucleotide messenger RNA. RefSeq names its product transmembrane protease serine 11F. Gene Ontology annotation, biological process: proteolysis. NCBI's taxonomy places the organism in Eukaryota, Metazoa, Chordata, Mammalia, Carnivora, Mustelidae. Gene Ontology annotation, molecular function: serine-type endopeptidase activity. The transcript has 11 exons. The record is from RefSeq and is a predicted model, not a curated record. Gene Ontology annotation, cellular component: extracellular region; plasma membrane. The coding region runs from base 106 to 1419 and encodes 437 amino acids.
AAUGACGGAACCAUUUCAAGACUAUAAACUACAAGCCUCCCAGCCCUGACCUGGCUGAUAGAGAUCAGAUGCUGACUGGAUAGAAGCUGCCCCAGUCCUGGGUCCAUGAUGUACGCACCACUUGAAUUUUCAGAAGCUGAUUACCCACGAGUUGAAUAUCAAAGAAGACAGCAGUUUUGGGAUCCUAUACGUCUAGCUCUUUUCACUUUGGCAAUUGUAGCAAUCAUAGGAAUUGCAAUUGGUAUUGUUACGCAUUUUGUUGUUCAGGAUGAUAAGUCAUUCUAUUACCUUGCCUCUUUUAAAAUCACAAAUAUAAAAUACAAAGAAAAUUAUGGAAUGAAAAGCUCAAGAGAGUUUAUAGAAAGAAGUCAUCAGAUUGAGAGAAUGAUGUCUAGGAUAUUUCGACGUUCUGGAGGGAGUCGGUUUAUCAAAUCUCACGUCAUCAAACUGAGUCCAGAUGAACACGGCGUGAAAAUUCUUAUGGUGCUCAUGUUUCGAUACCCGUCUACUGAUAGUGCUGAGCAAAUCAAGAAAAAAAUCGAAAGGAUUUUAUAUCAAAGUCUGAAGACAAAACAAUUGCCUCUGACUAUAAACAAACCAUCCUUUACACUCACAUCUAUUGACAGUAAAAAGAUGAGGAAUCUUCUCAGCAGCCGCUGUGGAAUAAGGAUGACAUCUUCAAAUAUGCCUUUACCAGCGUCCUCCUCUACCGAAAGGAUCGUCCAAGGGAGGGAAACAGCUCUGGAAGGGGAGUGGCCGUGGCAGGUCAGCCUCCAGCUCAAAGGGGCGGGCCAUCAGUGCGGAGCCAGCCUGAUCAGUAACACCUGGCUGCUCACGGCCGCUCACUGCUUCCGCAAAAAUAAAGACCCAAGUCAGUGGAUUGCUACUUUUGGUACAACAAUAACACCACCUGCAGUGCAGAGAAGCCUGGGGAAAAUUAUCGUUCAUGAAAACUACCGCAGAGAAACAAAUGAAAAUGACAUUGCUUUGGCUCAGCUUACUACUCGAGUUGAGUUUUCAAAUAUUGUCCAGAGAGUUUGCCUUCCAGAUUCAUCUAUAAAGUUGCCACCUAAAACAAGUGUUUUUGUCACAGGUUUUGGAUCCAUUGUAGAUGACGGACCCACACAAAAUAAACUUCGGCAAGCCAGGGUGGAAACCAUAAGCACUGAUGUGUGUAAUAGGAAGGAUGUAUAUGAUGGCUUGAUCACUUCGGGAAUGCUGUGUGCUGGAUUCAUGGAAGGAAAAGUAGAUGCAUGUAAAGGUGAUUCUGGUGGACCGCUGGUUUAUGAUAAUCAUGACAUCUGGUACUUAGUUGGUAUAGUAAGUUGGGGACAAUCAUGUGCUCUUCCCAAAAAACCUGGGGUUUACACCAGAGUGACUCAGUAUCGAGAAUGGAUUGCCUCCAAGACUGGUAUCUAGUGUGAACUGUCCAUGAACUCUAUCCAUGGCCCGUGAAGCUGAAACACUGCAUAUUGUAUAUUAUUUAUAAUCAUGUGGUUUGGAUCAGUGGUUUUUCUGGAUGUCAAGAAAUCCUCUAAGACCAAUCUAGUAUCACAAGGUGGUCUUUGCAUACAAGUGACUGAACCCUUUCUCUGCCCUGAGGGAGGAAGACACAGCAAACGGCAAUAACACCAACUCCUCACUCACAAGAGAAACUGUGAUACUUAUUAAUAAGAUCAGUAUUUACAAAUGGUUUCCCCCAAUGGAAGACAAAGAACAUCACUUUUCACAGGAUAUGAGGAGCUGCUGGGGCUGCCAAAAACCCACUGUACCUGGAGCACCUGUAACUCUUGUUGCAAAAUAUCACUCCCUGAGAAUUCAGAGUUUCAACAUUCUGGGACUGAUAGCUGGACAUUCAAUGGCUAGAAUGGAGAAGCCCGGAUUUACAAUAUAACUUGAACUCCAACCUGGGUUUGUGAAUAAUAAUACAAAGGACUAUCAUUAACAAGAAGAGUUGCCACGUAAAACAUAUUUGAGUAUAUCUGAACUUACUGUUAAUAUUGUUAUAUAUGCAAAAACUAGCUUCAGGAAGCAUGUUGUAUUGUUAAGAAACAUUUCUGAUUUAUUCUUUAAUAGCAUCUUGCCGUUCAUACAUCAAUUGAAGUUAGACCAGAAAGAAGGAAAAAGAAGAAACUUGGGAGCAUUCUUCCAUGUGUAUGAGAAAGAUAAAAAGACAGGACAUAGCUAGCAGAGUUGCUUUCAAAAGAUUAACAGCAGGAAAAACACCCCUCAGAUUUUUGGUGGAAUGAGCUAUCCAAUUAUUUAUUUAGAAAUAUCGACAUCAGCAGAUGGUAACUGGUACCUCUGUAAGUCUUUAGCUCUCUGACAGGUCAGAUAUCUAUCAUGUCAGGAGAAUUGAUUUAUAUAAGCACUUAGGACAGUACCUCAUAUAUAUUAAGAACAGCAUGGGUGUUUCCUGUAUAUGGAGGAAAGGAAAGCCUCUGUGAGCUUUAAGAUAAAUUGAUUUAAUUUGUCAAAUGAGUGAAUGACGUUAGGGCUUAAAUAUAGCCCAGAGUCUAGUGGUAGAGAGCACAGGCUUUGGAACCAGGCUGCCCAAACUUAAAUAUUGGCUCUGCCCCAUAUGAACUGUGUGUCCUUGCACAGGUUUCUUUUCUUUUUUAUUUUUUUUUAAGAUUUUAUUUAUUUAUUUGACAGA